AUGGGUUUGAACACCAGCUCAGUAAGUGAUCACAAUCCUCGGGAGGGCUACAGAAACGUUCGGAGGCCUCGGAGGCGGAGCAAGAAGCGGGGCUUCCUGGAGCACCCGCGGUGCGGGCCGGACUUCCGGGAGCCCGCCCCGGCCACUCUGGGGGCCUUGCCCAGCCUGAACCCGCAGCCCGGCCUAGGCUCGCCCCAGCCCCGGCCUCCAUUCGACCCUGGGCCCGCCGGGCCGUGGCUCCGCGCCUCGACUCCGCCUCGCCUCGGCCCCCGGCCCGGCCUCACCUCGGCUCUCACCUCGCCCCUCGCCCGGCCUGGCCUCACCUCGGCCCCUGUCUCGGCCCUCACCUCCCCGGCUCAACCUCGCGCCGGGCCUCCACUCGGCCCCCGCCCCCGCCUCGGCCCCAGCCCAGCCUCACCCUCGGCGGCCGCGGCGCAGAUGCUGCUCGGAGGCAGGCGUUGGUUUCGCUCCCGCAAGAUGGCGGCUCUGACGGCGGCCACGUCAGUGCCUGCUGCCGCGGGGGACGCUGGGGAACGGGGCAGUCCCCCCCGCAGUCCCACCCACUCGCCCUUUGCGGUGCGCAGGCGCAGACUCCGUGCGGGAGGUAGGGACAGGACCUUGGGUAGGCGCGCGGCCCGGGGAGGGCGCCUCGCUCCCCGCUGCGCCUGCGCGCGCCCCCCGCGCCCCCGGCGCGCCUAG
Budorcas taxicolor (takin) is the source of this 699-nucleotide messenger RNA. Its product is annotated as translation initiation factor IF-2-like. Bases 1 to 699 code for a protein of 232 amino acids. The transcript has 3 exons. Lineage: Eukaryota; Metazoa; Chordata; Mammalia; Artiodactyla; Bovidae. The record is from RefSeq and is a predicted model, not a curated record.